Spizellomyces punctatus DAOM BR117 is the source of this 1347-nucleotide messenger RNA. RefSeq lists its product as uncharacterized. The record is from RefSeq and is a predicted model, not a curated record. Gene Ontology annotation, biological process: activation of GTPase activity. Gene Ontology annotation, cellular component: Golgi apparatus. Gene Ontology annotation, molecular function: GTPase activator activity. Lineage: Eukaryota; Fungi; Chytridiomycota; Chytridiomycetes; Spizellomycetales; Spizellomycetaceae. The transcript is spliced from 12 exons. The coding region runs from base 1 to 1347 and encodes 448 amino acids.
AUGGUCCCACGCGUCGGUUCUGUAGACGAUCGGAACAAGGUUGAACGGAGCAUUCAAGAAAAGAAAAGUUUGUGGGGAAUUCAUACUGCGUAUUUACCUGGAAGAAUCAAGCCAGUGUCGAUUCCUGUGCCGGGGAGUCUCUCACACGCACAAAUCGGUUUAGGUGCUGGUAUCCUCGGCGGAAAGUACUCACUUAACCCCUCUACAACAACCGAAAGUGAAAAAGCCGCAGCCAUGAAUCUAAUCCGAAAAAGCACAGAAGGUGUUGGGUCCCCUCUUUCCCGGAAAUCAACGACAACAAAACCAGAGUGUGAGAAAAAGAAUGAUGAGGCGGCUAUGAUGGCGGAUAUUGCGAAAUUGAAUACAAUGUCGAUACGGUUUAAUAAGUUUAAGAAUUUGUUGGAUAUGCCUGUCAUUGAUUUGGAGCAGUUACGAAAAUUGAGUUGGUCGGGUGUACCCGAUGAAAUCCGAUCGACCGUCUGGAAACUCUUGAUGGGAUACCUCCCAUCCAGUGCAGACCGCCGCGACGCAACACUCUCUCGAAAGCGAAAAGAGUAUGAAGAGUAUGUUUCCCAAUCAUUUGGGAGAGGCAAGGCGGGGAUUGAUGCGAGUUUGUAUCAUCAGAUUCAUAUUGAUAUCCAACGAACGCAUGCGAAUAUCCCUCUCUACCAACAUCCCAGAAUACAAGAGGCACUUGAACGCGUCCUCUAUUGCUGGGCCAUCCGUCACCCAGCCAGCGGCUACGUCCAAGGCAUAAACGACCUCGUCACCCCCUUUUUCCACGUGUUUCUCUCAUCGUAUGUCAAAGGGGACGUGGAAACAACGGAUGUCGACGCGAUUCCAGCGGGAUGGUUGACAGAAGUUGAAGCGGAUUGUUUUUGGUGUUUGACGAAAUUGUUGGAUGGGAUACAGGAUAAUUAUACGCAUGCUCAACCGGGGAUUCAACGUCAAAUUGCGCGAUUAAAAGAGCUUACGAAUCGGAUUGAUGCACGAUUAUAUACCCAUCUCCAAUCCCAAGGCGUAGAAUUUAUCCAAUUCGCGUUCCGAUGGAUGAAUUGUUUACUUAUGCGGGAAUUAUCUUUGAAGAAUACGAUUCGGAUGUGGGAUUCCUAUCAGGCAGAAGGCCCGGACGGGUUCUCAGAUUUCCACCUCUACGUCUGCGCGGCAUUCCUCGUGAAAUUCUCAGACGCCAUUAAAAAAAUGGAGUUUCAGGAAAUGAUCAUGUUUCUUCAAUCCUUACCUACCCAGAAAUGGGAUGAAAAGGAUAUAGAAUUAUUGCUUUCGGAAGCCUACAUGUGGAAAAGUCUGUUUCAUAAUUCGCCGAGUCAUUUGGGGGGUGUUUCGUAA